CUAGAGGUGUUUUUCCGUGCAGCUGUAGAAAUAAGACAGUUCGCCCCGUGCGCAUUUUAACACACCUCUAUCACAACAACCUAAAUUAAUUGACUAUGCGUUUCUCCUUCCUCGCGCUUGCGCUCGCCGGCUCGGCCGCCGUGACAGUCGCAGAGAGCGAAUACGACCGCCCCGAUCUCGCGGACACAUACUGGGACGUGAGCAUUUCUACACAGUCCGGUCGCCCAGGCUACAGCAUCCGCGACUUCAACGCUACUUUCCAUUCAUCAAUCACCAAUGUCAUUGAGGGAAAGUGUCACUACAGCUUCGUGCCACAAGGAACCAGUGCGCCUGCCGAGACGGAUGUGUGUAGCACGGGAUUGAAGUAUGAAUGGGACUACACGAACGUUACGUUCCUGGAGCAAACGCUCGUUAUGGGUAACGACACUUUUUGGAUUUACGGACUGUCAACCAAGAUAGAGACAACUCGCAGGAGCGAUGGCAUGAGCAGCACGACCAAGGGUAAUGGCAAGGUGGAUAUCAGCCAUUAUUGUAUCAAACCCGGAUCGGGGACCUACAGUGGAUGUGGAUACGCUAACGGCUGCGUAUCCACGAAAUGCAACAACGAGAAGACAGGUGCUGCUUGUUACAGGUAACACAAAGGAUUCUCUCCUUGACAUAGGGUGAAGGGGUUGAAGGCCAACC
This is a messenger RNA of Alternaria rosae, 684 nucleotides long. RefSeq lists its product as uncharacterized. The transcript has 2 exons. Bases 96 to 635 code for a protein of 179 amino acids. The record is from RefSeq and is a predicted model, not a curated record. NCBI's taxonomy places the organism in Eukaryota, Fungi, Ascomycota, Dothideomycetes, Pleosporales, Pleosporaceae.